This is a messenger RNA of Linum tenue, 1590 nucleotides long. The record is from the annotation of a GenBank genome assembly. NCBI's taxonomy places the organism in Eukaryota, Viridiplantae, Streptophyta, Magnoliopsida, Malpighiales, Linaceae.
CAACUUCAGAAAGGACAGCAAGAACCACCGAGCCACCAGUUUAGGCACAGAGACUGAGCUGCAAAUACUACUAAAAUAGUCAAUAGGAACCCUUUCAAAAAGAUCUUUUUCUGUGCUCAAAUCACAAUGCUGCAAUGCCCAAAUCUCUCGUCGCCUUAACUUAUAGGAACCCCAUUGUUUCUCCACCACCAGAAUUAUGCAGGGCAUAACAGCAUCCGCUGCGUCUCUUUCAAUAAACCCAUCGCUUAAACCACGAAAACUUCCAUACAGAAGCCUCUCCAACCAGAGAUUCACUUGCCUUAACCAAUCGAAACCCAUUUCUCCUCGGCCGUUUCCAUGCCGGAAAUGGCUGUUCCUCGCGCCAGUCUCUCUCCCUGGAAAUGGCAGAUUCCAGACGGUGGCGGCCAGAGCCGCCGGAGCCCUUUCGGAGAAUUCAGGGGAAGACGACAAUGACGGCGAGAAAUUGACUGGGCUAGCUCGCACGUUGAAGCUGGGAGCCAUGUUUGGCGUCUGGUACCUUCUCAAUAUCUACUUCAACAUUUUCAACAAGCAGGUUCUGAAGGUGUAUCCAUUUCCUGCAACGGUGACUGCCUUCGAGUUUGGGUGUGGGACUCUCAUGGUUCUCACAAUGUGGGGGUUGAAACUCUACCACGUCCCUAAACUCACCCGAUCUCAGCUUGCAGCAAUCAUCCCAUUGGCUCUGGCACACACAAUGGGGAACCUUCUGACCAAUGUUAGCCUUGGCAAAGUUGCUGUUUCAUUCACCCACACAAUCAAGGCCAUGGAACCAUUCUUCACUGUGCUAUUUGCUGCCAUUUUCCUUGGGGAGAAACCCACAAUUUGGGUAUUCUCUUCACUUCUGCCCAUAGUUGGAGGAGUGGCAUUGGCAUCACUGACAGAAGCUUCCUUCAAUUGGACAGGGUUCUGCAGUGCAAUGGCCUCCAAUGUCACAAACCAGUCAAGGAAUGUACUCAGCAAGAAGCUUAUGGUUCAGAAAGAGGAAACUCUGGACAAUGUCAACCUCUUCUCAGUAAUAACAAUAAUCUCGUUUCUACUGUUGGUUCCCUCGGCGAUCUACAUCGAAGGGAUCAAGUUCACACCCUCAUAUCUCAAGUCGGCUGCGAAUCAAGGGUUGAAUGUGAAGCAGCUCUGCUUGAGAUCUCUACUUGCUGGCUUCUGCUUCCACAGCUACCAACAAGUGUCUUACAUGAUACUGGGGAUGGUGAAUCCUGUGAGCCAUGCAGUAGGGAAUUGUUUGAAGAGGGUUGUGGUGAUUGUGUCUUCUAUCUUCUUCUUCCACACUCCAGUCACUCCAAUCAACUCUCUGGGAACUGCAAUGGCGCUGUUAGGAGUGGGUUUGUACUCUAGAGCUAAAAGGAUAAAGCCUAAGCCCAAGGCUGUCUGAAUUGUGUAAAUUUUUUCUUCAAUUUGUUGAUAUAUCAUGAAGUUAAUGAAUGAAAAGAAUGCAUGUGAAACUUUACAGGAAUUAGUUAUGGAAAUGGUUUAUGGUAUAAAAUAAUUACGAUAAAUAUAAAAAAGAAAAUAAUAAAUUAUAACGAAUAGAUGGUCAUUUAUCAAAUACUUUAGGUC